GGAAGAAGAGGGAAAGAAUUAUAUGACCUUGCUCCCCCAUUCAUUUUUCUAUAAAUACACUACUCCGCCAUUACCACUCUCAACUUCUCAUCUCAUUUUCUCCCUCCUUCGACUUGGGAAAAAGAAAGGGGAAAAAAAAAAAUUACUCUCGAAUCACCGGCGAAGAGAAAAAUGCCGGCGGCAGGGAUCGCUCCCGGUGGCUCCGGGAAGGAGUACCCGGGGAACCUCACCCCUUUCGUCACCGUCACUUGCGUCGUCGCCGCCAUGGGCGGGCUCAUCUUCGGCUACGACAUCGGAAUUUCCGGUGGGGUGACGUCGAUGGAUUCCUUCCUGCUCAAAUUCUUCCCGUCGGUGUACCGGAAGAAGCACGCCGACGACACCGUCAACCAGUACUGCCAGUACGACAGCCAGACGCUCACCAUGUUCACCUCGUCGCUCUACCUCGCCGCUCUCCUCUCGUCGAUCGUCGCCAGCACCGUCACCAGGGUCUUCGGCCGGAAGCUCUCCAUGCUCUUCGGCGGUUUGCUUUUCUUCGCCGGAGCCCUGGUCAACGGCUUCGCCCAGGCCGUCUGGAUGCUCAUCCUCGGCCGCAUCCUCCUCGGUUUUGGCAUCGGCUUCGCCAAUCAGUCGGUGCCGCUCUACUUGUCGGAGAUGGCGCCCUACAGAUACAGGGGAUCCCUGAACAUCGGCUUCCAGCUCUCCAUCACCGUCGGCAUCCUCGUCGCGAACGUCCUCAACUUCUUCUUCAACAAGAUCAAGGGAGGCUGGGGAUGGCGCCUCAGCCUGGGAGGCGCCAUGGUCCCAGCCCUGAUCAUCACAAUCGGCUCCCUCGUCCUGCCCGACACCCCGAACUCGAUGAUCGAGCGCGGGCAGACCGAGGAGGCCAAGACGAAGCUCCAGCGCAUCCGCGGCGUCGAGGACGUCGACGAGGAGUUCGACGACCUCGUCGCCGCCAGCGCGCAGUCCAAGCUCGUCGAGCACCCCUGGACCAACCUGCUGCAGAGGAAGUACAGGCCGCAUCUCGCCAUGGCCGUCUGCAUCCCCUUUUUUCAGCAGCUGACCGGAAUCAAUGUGAUCAUGUUCUACGCGCCCGUGUUGUUCAACAGCAUCGGAUUCGGCGACGAUGCCGCGCUUAUGUCGGCGGUGAUCACCGGAAUUGUGAAUGUUUGUGCCACCAUGGUGUCGAUUUACGGUGUGGAUAAGUGGGGGAGGAGGUUUUUGUUCCUCGAAGGUGGUGUUCAGAUGUUGAUUUGUCAGGUUGUGGUGGCGGCGUGCAUCGGGGCGAAAUUCGGAAUCGACGGAAACCCAGGGGAUCUGCCGAAGUGGUACUCGAUCAUCGUCGUGCUGUUCAUAUGCAUCUACGUGGCGGGUUUCGCGUGGUCGUGGGGCCCGUUGGGGUGGCUGGUGCCGAGUGAGAUCUUCCCGUUGGAGAUCCGAUCGGCAGCGCAGAGUGUGAAUGUGUCGGUGAACAUGAUCUUCACGUUCGCGGUGGCGCAGAUUUUCCUGAUGAUGCUCUGUCAUUUGAAGUUCGGGUUGUUCCUGUUCUUCGCGUUCUUCGUGGUGGUGAUGUCGAUUUUCGUCUACUUCUUCUUGCCGGAGACGAAGGGGAUUCCGAUCGAGGAGAUGGGGCAGGUGUGGAGGUCGCACUGGUACUGGUCGAGGUUCGUGGAGGCGGAGGCAGGGCAUGGGAAUGGGAAUAUGGAGAUGGCUGCGAAAGUUGUAUGAUUGUGGUUUGAAUGGGAUUGAUGGGGAAUUGAGGGACUGAUUGUGAAAUUUGGAUCUAUAUACUUUGCUUUUUUUGGAGGGUUUUGAAGGGGAUGUACUUGGGUUUGAAUUUGGUUUAGUAGUGGUACAUAAAUUGUAUUUGACUUUCAAGAUGAAUGCAAAAUACCUAUUUUGGAAAGUGAGAUUUUCUAAGAUUUGGGGAGAAUUUGAGGAAAUUUUCAAUAUGGUAUCUUUCCUUUUCAUCAAUGUGGUGUGAUAUGAGAGUGUUUAUAUUAUAAUUUUACACAUCAAAUGAUUGUUAUGAGAUGCUUAUUUUGUAAUUGGUUAUUUUAUACUUUAAUUUUUUUUACAAUCGGGAGAUUAAAUUUAAAC
Molecule: messenger RNA, 2097 nt
Organism: Linum tenue
Lineage: Eukaryota; Viridiplantae; Streptophyta; Magnoliopsida; Malpighiales; Linaceae
Source: the annotation of a GenBank genome assembly